AUGUCUGCUCAGUGCCCGGACAGUCGGUGGACGAACCUCGCUGGCAUUGGUUCGUGCCACCCGACGCACCACCACUACCCCACCAGUACCCAAGAAGUGCAGCACGUUGUCGAGCUGGUGCGCUCCCAGAACGGCAAGUGCCGCGUUGCGGGUGCCGGCAUGAGCCCGAACACAGCCACCUUCACGAAUGAGCACUUGAUCCACAUGCAGCGCAUGAACCGCAUCUUGUCCAUUGACACCGUCGCGCACACCAUCACGUGCGAGGCAGGGGCGGUUAUGGAGGAGGUGAUGAGUUCGGUCGACAAGGUGGGUCUCAUGGUGCGCUGCGUGCCAUCCUACGUCCGGACUACUGUCGGGGGCUGCAUCGCUACGGCUACGCACAGCAGCGGCAUCCAAUGCCAUUGUCUCUCGGACUAUGUGCGAGCGUUGACGAUCGUGGACGGCUGCGCCAAAAUUCGCACGCUGGUCGCAGGGAAGGACGAUGCGGAGCUGCGGCUGGUUGCCUGCCACCUUGGCGUGAUGGGCGUUGUCACGGAGGUCACGCUGGCAGUGCAGCCGCGGAUUCAGUGGAAGUUGGUAAGCCAGCCGCUGCCCAUGAAGAAUGCGAUGAACGCUGCGCUGGUUGCGGAGAAGGUGAAGUCGACCGAGUACUACCGGUGGUGGUGGGUGCCACACACGGACGGCUGCUACGAGUCCUACGGCAGAGUCGAGAGCAUGACGGACAUAUCGGCGCUGCCCCUGCUUCCCGACACGCCGGCUGCGCAGGAUGAAGCGCCUGUGAAGGGGUCGCCUGCUGCUUCGCAGGAAGCAUGCCGCACCAGCGAGAGUGCAGAGCGUGCCGGCGACAGCAGCGCCUCUCUAAUCGUGAAGUGUGCCCUCAAGUACAUUGCGACGGACUUUGUGCGGCAUCAGGUGGUUGAGUGGAGCCUGUGGGCGGCGUGCCUGUACCCGGCUAUUCAGCCGUACGUGAACAAGGUGUAUCAACGGGUCUUCUUCUCGGCCCUCCAGGUGCAGCGCGGGUCGGCGCUGGAGUGCUUCACCUUCGACUGCCUCUUCAAGCAGUGGGCCAACGAGUGGGCUAUCGAUGCCUCGCGGGCCGUGGAGGCGUUCAGCCGACUGCGGGACAUGAUCGACCGUGAGGGCAUGCUCCUGCACUUCCCCGUCGAGUUCCGCUUCACGGCGCCGGAUGUGUCGGACAUGUCCCCCGCCGUGGGGCGGCCGACAUGCUGGAUUGGUGUGGUUAUGUACCGUCCCUACGGGCAGGAAGCACGCGACACGCGCCGUUGCUACGACGGCUUCUGCCGCUUGAUGGAAGAGAUGGGUGGGCGUCCACACUGGGCCAAGUACUACGACUGGGGACAUCGAGAGGUAACGGCGGCCUACGGCGACCACUGGGAGCGCUUCCUGGCGCUGCGUCGCAGAAUGGACCCCGACGACAUCUUUGUGAACGGGUGGUUCCGCAACCUAAUGUCACCUGACCGCGUGAACAGCACCGCGUGCAGGCCGUAA
This is a messenger RNA of Leishmania mexicana MHOM/GT/2001/U1103, 1509 nucleotides long. Its product is annotated as putative L-gulonolactone oxidase. The record is from RefSeq and is a predicted model, not a curated record. Gene Ontology annotation, cellular component: membrane. Gene Ontology annotation, molecular function: FAD binding; D-arabinono-1,4-lactone oxidase activity. The coding region runs from base 1 to 1509 and encodes 502 amino acids. The transcript has a single exon. NCBI's taxonomy places the organism in Eukaryota, Euglenozoa, Kinetoplastea, Trypanosomatida, Trypanosomatidae.